UCCAAAAAGAAGGGAUUAUCAUUUCACCAUCAUCUUCUUCUUCUUCUUCUUCUUCUGCUUCGUAGCUCAAAUACCGAUGGAAUCGGAGCUUCUCAAGCUUUCACUGCUCUACCUUCAUUGAAGUCAACGCAAGGAAUCGUCUAUCUCGCUGCACACUUUGCUGCAGCCAGGCUGAAUUUUCCACUCCCGCCACUUUCGGCAGCCGCGAGCUGGAAAUUCUUCCAGACAGGAAGGAAAUGGAGGUUACUAUCACCACUACUGAUCUUUCCUAUUGGUUAAACUGGAGGGUCUUGCUAUGUGCCGUUUCAGUGCUAGCUUCAAUGUUUCUAGCUUCAUUUAUCAUUUGGAAAUAUGAUGGUUGGAAACGUGCGGAACAUAAUCAAGGAGGAGCUCCUGAUAGAGCACUUUUCUUGCGGCAUGAUGAAGCAUGGAAAACAUGUCUCAAGCAAAUCCACCCCGGUUGGCUCACGGCUUUCCGCAUCAUUUCGUUCUCCUUGCUACUGACCACGCUCACCGUCAAACUUAUUGAGCAUGGGGGUCACAUGUUUUUCUUUUAUACUCAGUGGACCCUCACUCUGGUGACUGUAUAUUUUGGGUUUGGAUCAUUGCUCUCCAUUUAUGGCUGUUACCAGCAUCAGAAGUGCAGGAAUUGUGUUGAAGUUGACAAUGUUGAGAUAGAUGAAGAGGACGGUUCAAACUCAUAUAGGCCUCUCCCAGGUCAAAGAACAACUGAUAAAUGUGGGAUAAAAGAGUUCUCAGAUCCUCAAGAGCAGAAAUGUGUUCUACAGGCUGCAGGAAUUUUCAGUCACCUGUUUGAAGUCAUAUUUCAGAUGAGCGCCGGAGCUGUGAUGCUUACUGAUUGCGUGUAUUGGUUCAUAAUAUUCCCAUUCCUAACAAUCAGAGACUACACAUUGAGUUUUAUGACAGUGAACGUGCACACACUGAAUUUUGCCCUACUACUUGGGGAUACUGCUUUGAAUUGCUUGCAGGUCCCAUGGUACCGAAUUUCUUAUUUCAUCCUGUGGACAAGUGCUUUCGUCAUCUUCCAGUGGGUUCUUCACGCUUGCUUCUCUGUCUGGUGGCCAUACCCAUUUCUCGACUUAUCAUCCCCAUAUUCUCCAUUAUGGUACUUUUUGAUGGGAUUAAUGCAUAUCCCAUGCUACAGCAUCUUCAUGUUAUUGGUACAAACGAAACAAAGUUUGUACUCAAGAUUCUUUCCCGAUUCUUAUAUGUGUGGAAGAUGAUCAUAUUGGGUCAUGUUUAGGCCUCUCUUGUGGAACUAAAGGGCUCCUUGGGAUUUCAGUAUCUUCCAGGAUAAUUGAAGGCAACCUUGCAAGCUGAAUUGUUGAUAAGAAGGUUUCAUUUGAUUCAAUUGAUUCUCAAUUGUAAAGUGUAAUCUUCUUGAAUGAAUCGAUUCUAAAUUGUAAAGCACAAAGUUAUUCAUUUGUUUGGGAAGAUUUCAUUCGAUUGAAUUGAUCCUUCUUGAAUGAAAUGUAGGGAUAGGACACACCAUGUCAAUGCACGAAGUGAUUCAUUGGUUUAGUA
Punica granatum (pomegranate) is the source of this 1545-nucleotide messenger RNA. NCBI's taxonomy places the organism in Eukaryota, Viridiplantae, Streptophyta, Magnoliopsida, Myrtales, Lythraceae. The record is from RefSeq and is a predicted model, not a curated record.